Cucumis melo (muskmelon) is the source of this 749-nucleotide messenger RNA. RefSeq names its product signal peptidase complex subunit 1-like. Gene Ontology annotation, cellular component: signal peptidase complex; endoplasmic reticulum membrane. The record is from RefSeq and is a predicted model, not a curated record. The coding region runs from base 165 to 446 and encodes 93 amino acids. Gene Ontology annotation, biological process: protein targeting to ER. The transcript has 3 exons. NCBI's taxonomy places the organism in Eukaryota, Viridiplantae, Streptophyta, Magnoliopsida, Cucurbitales, Cucurbitaceae.
GACGGCUGAGAUUUUAUGUGCGAAUUCUUCCAAAUCAGGACCGGUGAAUACAUACCGCUCCCCGCUCUUCUUCUGAUUCUCGAAAGCAAUUGACCAAAUCCUCUUUUCUUCCCGCCGAUCAUUCCCGUCUGGACUGCACAUCGCCGUCUCCGAAUUCCUCAAAGAUGGACUGGCAAGGGCAAAAGCUAGCGGAGCAGUUGAUGCAGAUUAUGUUGGUUGCAUUUGCCGUGGUUGCCUUUUUGACUGGCUAUGUUAUGGGAUCAUUUAGGAUGAUGAUCUUGGUUUACGCUGGCGGUGUGUUUCUCACCACAUUAAUCACUGUUCCGAAUUGGCCUUUCUUCAAUCGCCACCCGCUCAAGUGGUUGGAUCCUAGUUUGGCUGAAAAAUACCCUAAGCCGCAACCGCAGGAGCCUGUGGUUUCGAAGAAGAAACCUGCUAAGAAGUAGAUUAUGUGGCUUGGCACCGAUCUGAGUAAACUGGAAUUUGUAAGCCUUUUAUAUGUUUCUUUAGGCUUCAGAGUGAAAGCUGUUUUUUCUGUUGUGUAAGGUUGGAUUUGGUUUAUUUGUCUUAGCGUGAGAUUAGAGACUAGAGUCUUAUGCCAAAAACUCCCCAGCUGCAGAACCGAACCGAAGCGAUUAUUUCUAGAGGAAUGGAAGAUAAUAAUCCAGUGUAUAAUAAAAUUAUAAAUAUCACAAUAUUUAUAAUUACAGUUUUUUUCAAUGUUUUUAUAUAUGAUUAUAUUUUGAUUA